Xyrichtys novacula (pearly razorfish) is the source of this 16561-nucleotide messenger RNA. The record is from the annotation of a GenBank genome assembly. NCBI's taxonomy places the organism in Eukaryota, Metazoa, Chordata, Actinopteri, Labriformes, Labridae.
AUGGAGUCAGACUCACCAGAAGAGCAGCUUCUCCUGUAUGCUAAAGAGGGAAGUUGUUCUCACAUUCAGGGGCUUCUUCAGUCAAGAGUCGACCAAAACAUCUCUUUAAACCUCAACUGCAGAUGUAAGUAAUAAGAGGGUUUUAAAUCCUGUCCAAUGAUUUCAGGUUGUCUUGGGAAAAUGUUGAUGCUCAGUUUCUUUACUGUAGCUAAAUCUAAAGCCAGUGCAGGAUGGACAGCCCUCCAUCUGGCUUGUUAUUUUGGACACAGGGAUGUUGUGGAGGAGUUACUCAAGGUGAGAUCUGCUUAUGCUAUCUAAAGGAUAUUAUCCUGUCUGUGUAUUAUUUGUCUGACCGCAGUGAUUUUCACUAUCUGCAGGCAGGAGCUGAUUCAAAUGUGCAGAAUAAUAUGGGUGAUACACCUCUACACAAAGCAGCCUACACUGGAAGGAAGGUAAAAUCAAACAGUUUCCUUCUUGCCAGCUUAUGUAUCAUAGGAAGUCUGAUUUGCAAUCUAUCAUGGUAUCCCUCCUUCUCAGCCAGCUUAGUGUCAGUGAACCACACUGCCACAUACUGCUUCUUUCCUUUCAACUGUCAAAGCUGUUGUAUGAUGGAAGUAUUUUGCUGCACCUUAAGGAAAUCGUCCUCCUGCUGCUGCGAUACGAUGCCCAGUCCAACAUUAUCAAUGGAACAGCUCAGAUCCCUAAAGAUGUCACUGAGGACGAUGAAAUCAUUACAAUGCUAGAGGGUAUAAAAUGACGGGAGCAUCUUUUUACUUUUGCUGCUGACUUGUUUUGACUAUAGAUUAUUGCAGCUUGUGUUCUUGGUUUGUGCAGCUGCUGAGAGAAGGGAGGUGAGGCGGCAGGAGGAGAAACUUCUGGAAGCAGCCAGAGAGGGGGACAUCUCUACUUUGUCCAAACUGGUUAGACUCUGCACUUUCUAAUAACUUUAAAAUGCUAUAUAAGCUGAUCCAUUUUGCAUACGUUUGUAAAAGGUUUUGCACAGAUCAAACAGUUGCCAGCACUAAAUUACAACUUUGGGCAGCCAUGUAUUAUCUGUACUUCUGUGUUUGCAAGGUAUAAACAAACCUGUGGAAAAUUUAAAAACAAAGCAUGCUAAGAAAGAACAAUGUAGGGAAAUCCUGAUGUCAGGGUGCAAGUUAAAGUAUCGAUUGUAUUAGGGUUAAAUACGAAGAAACAAUGCUUCAGAUCAUAUCCAUUAAACAAUGAAAAGUUUAAUAACAAAGUAAGCUAAGUACAAAAGUAAUGGCAUUAUUGCCUGCAGUAUUGGCAGCGAUACUUGCAGGUGAAUACUUGAGAUAAUUUACUUUCCAGUUUGGUGCCUAAAUUAUGUGUUUUCUUUGUCCUAAAUUAUCUUUUAUUCCUCAGCUCAGUGGAAGAGAAGCUCCAGAUAUUAAUUGCAGAGACUCAGUGGGAAAUACACCUUUACACUGUGCAGCCUACAGAGGGCAGAAGCAGUGCAUCAUAAAGCUGCUCAAAUCUGGAGCCAGUCCUAAUAUCAGAAACAGUAAUGGUAAUUCAUUUAAUUUGAUGGCUUUGAUGGUCCUUGGUAUUUUUUUUUUUCCAAGAGCUUAUUGAUUUAAAGUCUGUUUUGUCCUUAAUAUAAAAAUAAUGAUGUGUUGUUUGGUGGGCUGUGUUGCAGGGCAGACAGCGUUAGACUUGGUCCGCACUGAUGAACUGAAGUUGAUUCUAGCUGCUUAUCAAGAAAAGGUAAGAUUAGAAAAGUAGCUUUUAGUUAUUUUGGUUUAGGUUGUUCUCUCCCCUUUUAACUAAAAAAAACAAACAUGUCUAUAUAUAAAUCUUCUAAAUAGAUUUAUCUGAAUAAUACAAAGCUUGUACAUGUCAUUCUAUAUGUUGAACUCUAUGAUAACUAGCAUUUUUUAAUAACCUGCUCUGCUGCACUUGGUCCAAAUGUUGGCGCAUACAGCUGUAUUUCUUCACAUUUACUUUUCAUACAUCCACUCCAUGUACUUAAGGCCUGGUGUCCACUGAGAACAAAAAAAGCCUUGCAAGUCAGCAGUCCUAUCUGUGGUUUUAAUGUCUGAAAUACCUGGCACAGCUUUAUUGCAGAGCUUUGCAUAGUCAGUGAAAAAAAAGAACCCACUAAAUACAUUUUUCAACAAAAUACAUUUUUCUUCCCUUAAAGGAGACAAACAGAGGACUGGAGAAGUUUGAAGGUCCUCUUUGGAAGGUACCCAGAUGAUCACAUGUAUCUUUUCCUGUACUUACCACACAGACAAUGUCUUUGUGUACAAUAAUUCACAAAUGUCUGUGCAGACUUCGCCCUUUACUUGGGUGAAGUGGUAUAUUAGAGAAAAAAACUAAAUUGAACUCUCCUGUAAGAGUUUAUCUUGUUCAUCUAUAGUUUAUAUUUUAAUGUUAUGAUUUAAAAACCUGUAAUACCAGUGUUUUAAAGUGGUUUUUUUUUAUCUGCAUAAUGUUUUGCGCAUUUUAGAUAUUAACUUUUCUGUAUUGUUACCUUUGUUACCAUCAUACAUGUCUGACAGAGUUCGCGUUUUCUUGGAUGGCGAUCCCACUGGGUGGUUAUUGAAGAUGGGACAGUCUCCUGGUACCCCAGACAGUGAGUUGACUUUUGAAAACUUUUUAAAUUUGCAGUUUUCUUAUGAUAAAAAGUACAUUGUUUACUGUCUCAGUAGCUUGUUUAUGUGAGUGGCUUAGCUCUGUGGUCUCUCUAGGGCUGAUGCUCUCACGGGUGUCAGAAAACAGGGCUGCAAGUCUCUUACACAAUCCUACUGCAUGGUAAGUAGUGGAAAUUAAAGGCUUAAUAUAGGGUAUUAAACCCUAACAAGUGCACAAGGGAGUCCAGUCCUCUUUGCAGCUGUUUCACUUGUAAUCACAUCGUACCCUGACAUGAGGGCAUCAUCUCUUUAGAGCAGUGAGUGUGACUGUAAGUCUUUCUUUAAUAUAUUUUCAGGUUAAACCCUGGGAUCACUGCUUCUUCAUGCUCAGGUGCUUUGAUGACACACUUCAUUAUUUUAAGGUUCCCUCUAAGACCAAUUCCAUGGCAACAAGAAAAGUGAGAUAAGACUGCUCUUGCUAAACCUUCACUCACCUGAACAGUCUGGCUUUUAAGAGCGAAGAAGUCGUAAAUGUUGCUGAUGCUUGUCUUUUUAAGAAAUGGAUGGAUGCUUUUGAGGCACAUUCAGCUUACAGCACCCGCCACUGCACCGAUGAACCCAUCUUUGAUCCCUCAGCUAGUGAUGGUGGCAGUGCAGUGAAAAACCUGUCACAAGCUCUUCAGGUAAAGUUCAACUCAGGCCUUUUUGAUAAGGUGUAUCAUUAAGAUUUUUAUCUCAGCAUGUUAAGUGUAUUUUUUUUCCAAUGCUUUUGCAGAUAGCUAAUGCCUUCCAGCAGAAGUUGGAGAGUCAAGUGUCAAUAUAUCUCUCAAUGGUAAAGAAUGAGGAGAACUCUGGUAGGAGUCCUGGAGUUUGAAGCAUAUCUGAUGUCCUUUUUAUUUGAAAUUUUGCUAAUUUUAUAUUAGUGGUAAAAAGGUUUAAACAUGAAUAACUAUUAAGCUGCUGUAAUCUUAUAUCAGGCAACAGUGAGACAACAUUUCACCCUCAAAGCCCCAGAAACCAGUCUCAUCCAUCCCACUCACUUCAAGGAUAUUAUGACAAACAAUGAUUGUGAAAAAUCGGUGAUAAUUGUUUGUUUUUCUUUUAAAAGAAGUUGCUGCACCUCUUCUACUGAAAGCCAAGGAGAUGAGUGAGCUCUCCAGUGAAACGUGUGCUGCUCUCCAUCAGUGCCUUGACCUGCUCUCAAAGCAAGAAGAGGUAGGGAAACAUCCUCAUCAACAUAACUAAGCCUGAAUCUGCACACACAAGGUAAGUAAUUCAACAGAUACCAUUAUGACACAUAACUGAACUCGCCUGAACUGUGAACUCUGCUCAAGUUUUUUCUUUUAUGCAUUCGUAUAGGUAUUUUGUCACAAAAGGGGAAAGCAUUUUGCAGUAUAAUUAGUAAUUUUUUAUUUAUGAUGUUCUUUUUUUUGCUUCCAGAUAAUUACAACCGUACAGUUCCUUCUGAUAAACUGAAACUCCCUAAGCAUGUAUAAAUCUCCAUCUCAUUAACUCCCUUAGACUUACCCACCUGCUGGGCUCCUAUUGGCUCAAAAUAUCAUAUGGAAUGAUUACAAAACCCACAAGCUCCUCCCCCUUUUUGUGAGCUCUUUCAUACAAAUCAGGUUUGAAGUUUGUGUGUGUGCGUGCAUAUAUGUCCCUGUCCACCUGUCUCAGUGGCUGUGUAGUGUCCUUGGGGAGGGGGGGCGAUGGAACAGUGCUGUAAUCACUGGCAAUGUCUGUAGGAAGGACACAGGCUAGAUCCGCUUUUAUGCUUGGGUCUGCAUCCAGCCUGCGAAUCAGCACACACACAGUCACACACACAUUAACACAGACAAGCUCGGACUUGAAUCCACACUCAGCCUGCUUUAGGCAAAGGCUGUGCAUUGAGCGAGGGAACUGAAGCGCGUGCAUAUUCACAGGCUCAGCUGGAGAUACAUGUAUACAGCCUCACACAGUUAAAACACACGCUUGCAGGCACACUUCACAUGCCACAGCAUCUGAGCACAGACGGGGAGAGGAGACGCUGACGGCAGAUUCAUCCAGUAUCUGCACAGGUACAAACCAAACACUUCUUGUAUCCCAUAGUAUAUUUUUUGUCUUCGCUGAGCAGCUGGUCGUGUUUGCAGUGGGCUUUCCCUGAUGACUGUUGUGUUUGAAGUUUGGCAAAGGGUGGAUUUACUCUGCUUGUGGUGGUUGUUGUUUUGAGGGCUGGUCUGAAGCAUCGGUUAGAGAUAUUCAUCAAUAUGCAGGCGUCUUAGUGAUGUGAUAUGACUGUAAAAUAUACCAUGUUUGGAGUCAUACUGCAUGACUUAAUGCUCGUUUAUCUUUUUUUGAAUAAGGUGUAGUUGUAACAUAGUAAAUGGAGUCAAUGUAAGUAAGUGUAUAAGGAGGGAUGGAUAAAAUUAAACAAAAAAGUAAGGGGAUUAAAAAGCGUGUGAAAGUAUAUUAUGUGCUUGAACUUUAUUCUUUUAAAGCACUCGGCUAAAAAGUCAACUUGUUUUUGUUAUAGUUUAGUAAACUGCAGAGAAAUACCCACAUGUAGCAUGUUCGUAUACAGUGAUGUGUUCCCUGCCAAACCAUGUUACCGUAGCAUGAACUGGCAACAGCUGCCGCCCUGUCACAGAGGAUAACCUGGAAGGCUGCUGAACACGUUUAUCCCAGUGUCAUUACUUAACAAGCAGUAAAAGUGUCAAAACAAUGGACACUGAGCAGAUCUGUGAUAACCAGAUAAUAUAUAAUAAGAGGGAAUGUCUCAUAAAGCAUGUUGCACCUGCUGCUACUACAUCGACUAAGUGGAUUAAACAGUAUUUCCUACACUGCUGAGAUUGGCUCUAUUAGUCAGCAUUAACUCUAAUCCUGUAUUAUAAUUGUAACACUUCAGACGCUUCUGCUGAUGCUGCUAACAUCUCCGUUGUCUUUUGUGCCUCAUAGUUACAUAGUUGUGUGGUUUUCCCUCCACAUUUGGGUAAAUGUGAACCAUUUCAGCAGCUGCAGCAGAAGUAAACCAUGCCAGUGAAACGCCUUAUUAUACAGCACACAGUGGGCAGAGUGAGACUGGCUGAUCACUGCCUCUGUAUUCAGAGUGAGGCGAUUCGUUCAGAUAACUUUGCUCUUCCACGUAAAGGGAAACAGACAACGCUGAGCAGAAACCCUCUCGAGAGGCGAGGCUGUAACUCUCACGUACACAUCCCAAACAUUACUCGGUGUUACUCAGACUUACACACCUGUCAGGGAAAUAAAUGAAAAGGCUUACUGCAAUAAUGACACACAGAUAAGCUGAUCAGUCAGUUUGUUUUGUUCUACAGGCAGGAGAUGAUUAGCGUAACAUCUUCUUUUCUGCAGAUCGUCAUUUUUUGUUUGCAGGCUGUAAGAAAUCAUUUGUCCCUCAAACCCGUGGGAGCUUGUGAUAUAACAAAAAAUGCUGUUUGACCUUCUUUUCAUGCGUUCAUUUCCACAUGAGUGAGUUGACCCAGUGUAAAUGCUCACUUAGUCCCCAAAUAACUUCCCUCCUAUUAUUCUGUGAUUUCCAAAUUAAAGAAACUAGAGACAGUAAUGUUGUAUCUUGCCAUCUAUGUUUAGGGAGUGUAUGUGUUUGUAUGUUUUGGGGUACCUGUUAACUGCAUGUCUACCUCAAAUAAAACACCCUCCUGUGCAGUUUGAUGUACUGUCACAGCUUUUCCGGUGUUUUGUAUGGAGGUGUUAUAAACCUGCUUCUGAGAUUUGUCUCCCCUUCAGCAGAGAAAGCAGAUUUUAGAACAAAGUGGAAACUCCCCCCUUUGGGGUGUUGGCCAAGGAGAAGCAUCCCUCCCUGCCUUCUGUAAGCACUACAGCACACAGCCUCAGCAGAGCUUAAAAUAGCGCUGUUUGUGCUCAGACGAGAGGAUGCAGGGAGAGCGGGAGAGCUGGCUGGAUAGUUAGUUACACAACAAAGUGUUCUGUCCCUGGACGGGCUCUUCAGCCAAGUGCCUGGGACAGGCAGUGUUAACACAGACUCUAUACUGUGAGCUAAAACAAAACAUGCAAAGACAACCCUUUUUUUUGUUGGACACAUUUUAUCAUCAUGUGGGUCUUUGGCUGGUGUCACAUUGUGUUGAUUGAUAACAUUUACUUGUCAGGUUAAUUUCUCAACAUCCUCUCUAGUUCCUGAUUUUUGUAAAAAGUCAGAUCUGACUGUUUGAGGAGAACCACAGACUUGGAAACGACUGAAAAACCUGUAUUUCCAUUUUUCUAUCUCAAACAGAGGGUGACCUCGCAGUACAGGAGGUGUGACAACAGCAGUGUGAAGGUGUUGAGUUUGUCCUCAUCUGUGUGAACCACACAUGCAACACAUCAAAAAGAAGCAGUUUAUAAGCUUCCAUACAUCUACAAAUCUUCUACAUACAGGAGUAGAUCAGAGGUGUUUUUUUUAAGUAUUUAGAAAUAUGGGUCUGUAUAAUGUGUUUAACUUGAAUUUGAAUGUAAGUUUAUAUUGAUUGUGUAAUAAAUUGGGUGGUAUGUGGUAAAGGCAUGAGUGCCUCUGUCCAAACAUGUUUGGAUUUGAUACAACAAAUGAAGCCUCCAGUAUCUUUUCAAAGGUGUUUACUACAAACCCAAUAGGAUCUACAUAUUACUGCACAUUAUUUAUACUCCCUUCUCUUUAAUGAUGAAACACAGAUUUGCUCAUGUCAGUUUUUUGGCACAGACUUUCCUGCUUUUACAUUAUGUAUUGCAGUCAUUAAAUUUACAUCAUCAACCUUUGGCUCUUAGUUCAGGGAUGCUGUGAUCCGCUGUGUGUGGAUUGGAAUCAAUUAUAUUAAAAAUGGAUGGAUCUGCAGCCUUGAACAAAAUAAACAUAUCAAUAAGUAGAUGUUUUCUAGUUUUAAAAAUGUCUUUGUUGUGGUUCUACAUCAUGUAGACAUAUGUAUGUUUCUAUAAGUUUGCGCCAUCCCUCCACAUCUGUUCUUUCUGUGCAUUAAUGACUUCUUCUCUCAUAAUCCGUCCAUCAGGUCGGUCAGGUUUGAUCAGGUUUUAUCAGGAACAAUGAUGGGUUUGCCCUCAGGAUACACAGUCACAGCUGUUAGCAUGGUGUGCAUUGGACAAACUUAAAACUCAAUUUCCCAUCAUGGUAGAGAAAAUCACCAACUUUUUUUAUUUUUUUUAUUUUAAUUGUUAAUAUUUGCAGGUUAGCUUCACUGUAUUGACAUGUCAAAAUCCUAGCAUGAUUCAAACCUUAAUGAAUUAAGCUAUCCUGAGUACAGACCUGAACUGUAACAGACCUUCAGCACGUCAGCAGAUGCUUGGACAGAUGUUUCUCCGUGCAUGGCUGUGCACACUUCUGGUAAUACUUCAGGCACAAUGACAGAUAAGAUUGAAGUUUUUUUCUAUCUUUAAAGGAACACACUGGCUGUGCUUUGCCAUCUCAGAUUUACAGUGUGAUUUACAAGCUCCUGUUUCUCUCCGACUCAGCUGCUUUUCUCAAGGUGACUCUCAGAGUCUUUUAAGGUUGUUCUUCAUUUUUAUGACCAGUGCACUUUCAUUUUUCCUUGAGUAUUUCUUUUUGUCGUUAAAAAAAACACAGAUGCUUAGAUAUCUCUGAGUUCAUAAAUUUCUUUUGACUUUUUUGUCUUUGAGUUUGUGUUCCAGUUGUUCUCUUACUCUAUAUUUUUUUGUUUCAUCUGUGGUUUUUGUUACUCGCAUGUCCAGUAUUUUGGUAAAUUAGUGAAAUACCUACAACAGCAGCCUUAGACAAUGGGAAACAGUGAUCUGGUCUGUCCUAUGGUGCCCUGGCUCAGGUUGCUCUAAAAAGACACUCAAUCCCAGACUACAGCUCUCGGAGACUGGGGUGUUUGGUUCCAAGUGGAGGAAAUUAGAUCUGUGGGCAGGGUUAGAACAAUGACCUGCCAUCAGACGCACAAAGAGGAACACACCGUGUCUGAUAAAGAAGCAAAUCAAUACCUUUAAAUCAAUCAAACUAACUUGACAGCAAAACUUUCUAAAUGAGAUGCAGCCAUAUAAUUAUAUAUUAGCUGACCUUAUCUCUUGUGUGUGUCAUGUGUUUCAGGUGUGGGCCCUGAAGUUAGAGCAGGAGGAGGAGAAAAACAAAGCCCUCACAGAGGCUCUGCAGACACUGGCAACUGAGCACCACAAGCUCCAGCAGUCCCUGUGUAAGAGCAGGAGCUUGUCUACCUUCAGUGCCCUCUCCGAAGAUGACUUCUAUGAUGCUGUGUCAGGUCAGCGGUCAAGAAGUUCAAUGUUAGAGAGGUUAACCAUUGAUACCUUUAACUAUGUCAGUGUGGGACACCUACAAGAGCAGGCAGCUCAAAUAACUCAAUUAUCUUAUACCAGCAGCUACAUGAACUCUAAUUCAACACCUUUCAGCUGCUUGGAGGUUUUUCCAAGUGAUAUGAAGUUAGAGGCAGCUUGUGGAUGUUACUUUUUACACAGCUUUGUAGCCGUGAAAUGACCUUUACAGAUAACAUAUCACGCCAGCUGUAGGCGCAUACUUAGCUUGCCAUUUACUCCAGCUAUUAUGACAUCAGCUGUUGUUAUCAUCGAUUAAACAGCCCCAGGUUUAAGCAACAGUGAAAAUGGACUUUCCAGGUGAGGGGAAAUUCAACAGAGCUGCAGUGUGCAUGUUCUCAAAAGAGGUUGAUUUCCAUUUAAUGUCAUACUUAAAGGAAACAAGACUCACAUAGCUGAUUUUGUUUUAUAUGCUUUCAAUAUUUUAUGGCAUUAAUAUUUAAAGGUCAAGGAAAUAAUGAAAUGCACCAAUAAAGCCAUGAAAAAGGAGGGUCUAAGGUUGUAGUGAAUAGAUGCACACAUGAACAUGCAAAAAGUACAUUUAGGAGCCCUUUAAUAUGUUCUUUUUGGUACCUUUUAUUAGUAACAUCUUUAAGUUUGUUUACAAGUGAAACAGUCCUGUGCAACUGGGAAAUAUAACCUGUGUUUAUAUAUUUUUCAGCACUAUUGUCUUCACCGCUUCCUCAUAUUCUAGACACAAACUACUUCACAGUUACCUCUUUCUGCUUUACUUUCUGCUCUUUUGUGCUUGUUCUGUCUUUGAAAAAUUUCAGCAUCAUGACUAACGUAUAUAUCGCCUCCUCUUAAACUCAAGACCAAUACAGUGGAGGCUGGCCUUACACUCAUGCUGCUUUGUCUCAGAAUAAAUUGUGCAAACAAAGAUGUAAACUUUGCACAUGAGAUUUUGCAAAGUUUGCAUCGUUGUGUACCACGAAAAUCCUCUCCAUGGUGAUUAUUUACAGUAGACUUCUGUCUACAGCCAGUGUUUGUGCACUUUCGCAGGAGUCUUUGCAUUAUUCAUAGAUCCAGUAGCCAGAAACCUCUCUGCCAGUAGACCUCAAACCGUGUUCAGUGUAAUGAGGAUUUUCACAUGCGGAGCUGGGGUGUGUUUAACUCAUUCGCUCGUUUUUGUUUACAUACAGGAUGUUAUAUGAAGCUGCUCUUUAUUUUCUGCCAGCUGUUACACGGUGCACUACUUAACAUUUCCAUCAACACAUUAUUCAGUGCACAGGAAGAAGUGAUAAAAAACACCCCUAGCUGAGUUUAGCAUAUAAUCCCUACUGAAGCAUACUGUUCCCCCUCUCUCUUUGUAUAUGACAGAGCCUCUAUGUCAGUGGCUGUGAUGCAUUCACAGGCACAGAGCAAACAAUGUUGGAGGAAAUGAAGCCUCAGUGUGGCCUCUCAUUGGAACACAAUCCUCAGGUGGGGUUUGGCUGGCAGCAGGGCGGGGGAGGUUAGAGAGGAAAUUGAGCUCAAGUGUUAUUUGCGGACAGUGUAUUGUUCAGGCUGCAGCUUUCUGAGCCGGCCUCUCAACCAAACCUGUGCAUAUGCUUGUCUGUUUGUGUGUAUGUGUAUGUGUGUGUGGGUGAUCGUCGACCUGGCAUCUUUGGCAUGACCUGGCCUCUGCCCCCCGCCGCCACCGCCGUCGCUGUCGACCCACAGAGUCUGAUUCAGAGCUCUCUGUGAGCGGCUUCCUGUCUGUGGCCAGUCGCUCCUUUGAAGAGGACGAGGGGAGAGACGCCCCCCUUCUCACCAGCCUCUGCCAUCCCAGCGCGCUCAGGGGGCCUUCCGGAAUGUCAGGGGAGGGUAGCCAUGGCAACCAACCAGCCCAGUGCAAUGGAGUCGAGAAGCACAGGUGGGACACGCUCCAGUUAUGAUGUCAUGCUUGUUUAUUGGCUGAAAUGAUGGCAAAGAGAUGAGUGGAAAUGAAAUGUAAGCUGUGACGAGAAAACCUCACACAAAGUCACUGUUUAUUUUUUUCUGUAAGGCGCAAAAGUCAGAAAUAUAACUCAAGAAAUAAGUAUCUUACACUUGUGAGUCAAAUGACAGGUUUGAGACUUAAAUCAGCGAGACAGUUGGCCAGUAAACGGAAGAGUCGGUCUAACAGGAAACCACUUUUCCGCUUCAGUCUGUUUUUGUAGUCAGGUGUGUUUGUUUGAGCACCCACUCCACUGAGAUUAGCCUGUUUUGUUUUUCCCCCCAACAGAUCCAACUCUCCAAGCGAACAAUCAGAGUAGUGCUUGGUUUUUUUUUCCCUACAUUGUUGUUUUUGUUUUUUUUUUCCUUGAGAUUUGACAAGUUCUUUUAAUACAGUGGAUGCUGAUUCUGGCCUUGCCUCUCUUCCUUAAUUCAACAAGUGAUCCAUGCAUAAUUUAGUAUGUGCUGGCACAGAGAUGGAGUUGGAAAAGGGAACUGGCUAGCUCGGUGUGCAUAUAUGUUUUUGUGUGUGUGUGUGGGUGUGUGGGUUGUUCAUUAAAGAUUUAUGAGGUGUCUGUUUAUCUGGAAGUGCUCCUGUCAUUCAAAGAUGUGUCUGUCCCCGUUGGCCUGUAGAUGUGCUAUUCUAGUUGUUUAACAUUCCUUAUAAAUUCUGCAAUAACCUAUGGUCAUGAAGCAUAGAUGGACUUUGCUAUGCGUGUAACAAAACUGGUUUUAAAAACUAAAACUUGUAACUUGGAAAAACACUGAUUUCUGCUUGUAUGUUCAGCUAAAUGUAAAAGUACAACUUUUUGAGCUUGAGCUGCAAAAUUCGAGGUCCUCAGACAAGUACUUGAUACCCUUUGCUUAGUAACAGAAAACCUCUUGGUAUCAGCUGUCAUAUUUUUUGGGUUGGAUCCUCUUUUUAUGAAAUUAUUUUCUGGCUAAGGAAACAUGGAACAUCGAGGCCAAAAAAAGAAAACAGACUGGUAUGCAUCACUGCUCUGCUCAUCCUACAGAUGGAGCAAACCCCCAACCCUUACCUCUCUGUUUAUUUAGCUGAAUAAUGCCUUUUCUUUGUGGAGUUGGUUCAGAACCAUCUGCCUCUAGAUAGAACAGCUGAGAGCAAAACUUGGAGAUGAAUUCAGUUGCAACCCAGAUCACAUUUAGGCGAAGAUUGAGAGUGCAGAUGAGAAAGCAGCUUUACUCUGUGUUUGCUCAUUCUUGAUUUAAAUAAGUGCAAACCAUUUUUAUACAGCUUUAGAUUCAGUAUGUCCAUGUCUAUGUCUAAGAAGGGCCCUGUGUUCUGCAGAUAUUCAUCUAUUCAUGGGUAUUACAUGAGGCCAGAGCAGCUGAAAGCUCAUUAGCUUACAGGUGUCAGAUGACUUUGUUCCACUUAGGUGGUUUAGGCUUUGUUCCCUGCUCUCUCAUGAUAAGGGGAAGUGAUCGACAUAAUCUUAUAAUCGAUGUUUUUUCCUCAUAUGGCUGACAUUGGUUCCCCCUCUCCUUACUUCUACAGAACAUGUCUGCCGGCUCCCAUGUUCUCCAGAAACGACGUCAGCAUCUGGAGCAUCCUGAAAAAAUGCAUCGGCAUGGUGAGAGCAGAUGAAUUCCCUCCCACAGGUCUAACCUUUAUCUAUUGUGUUUUCCUUUGCCGGGAAAAAGUUCAAUCAACAUGAUAAACUCGUAUUUGUGCUUCUCACUUAACUUAAGGUGGCUUUUAGGAGUGUAGUCAUUAGUUUCAGUGUCUUGAGGUCUUAAGAGAUCUCAGUUCUCUCUCUCUCCCCCUGCCUGGAUUUAAUUACAUUUAAUAAUGUCGCUUAAUGUUUAACUCUCUAAUUAAAUGUGGCUAAUGAGUCGUGCCUAUGCUGUUCGGCUGGCUGACAGAGAUAUACAGUCAAUAUACAGACACACAUGGGUAAUUACAAACAGUGUUUAAGAGGGAAGUCAUGUGGUUAUUUAAUAAGGACAACUCUCUCGGUUUCACUUCAUCUCAUCAUGCAAGCUUGAUUUAGGUGAAUGUGUGUGUGCAGUCCAGAAACAUCAGCUGUUUUCAAACCAAACCUUGGCUUUUAGUAGGGGCGGGAGAAAAAAUCAAUUCACAUAAGUAUAGUGAUUUUUUUUGUUUUACAAUUUUUAAAUCGAUUUUUUUUUCUUUCAAAUUUAAGAAUAAAUCUUAAAAACUGACUUACAUGUGAUGCGUUUUUAUUUGAGUAAAUAUGGUUCCUGGAAUAGUCAGUAGACAAUCAUAAUCAUUCAACUGUUUCACUGGUGUAAAAAAUGUGGACUGAAGAUAGAGAAAAUCGACAAUAUCGUAGAAUCGCAAUGUAAAUCGAAUCGGCAUCCAAAAAAAAAGAAGAAGAAUUGAAUCAGGAAAAUGGCAUAUCGUCCCAGCCAUAGCUUUUAGGCUACGUUCACACUGCAGGUUAUGAUGCACAAUUCAGAUUUUUUUGUUAAAUCCAAUCUUUUUGUGUGGUCGUUCACAUUACAACAAAGAAUGCAGCAUCUAAUGUGAACAGAAUGCGUACGUGAAGUGACCCACAUGGAAUGGCUGUUCUCUAUUCCCUCGUCCGCGCCUGUUUGUGUUGUCGAACAAUGGUGAUGUUUGUCGCAUAUUGAUGAUGUAUAGGUCGGAUGAACGCGACCUGGGCGUCCACACUGCAGUCACAUUGGAUACAUAUCCAAUUUAUAUCCACAUACAAAAGAGGCCUGGGUUGGAUUUGAAAAAAUCAGAAUUGUGUCACAUAUGGUUAAAAAUCAGAAUUGACCUGCAGUGUGAACAUAGCCCUAGAGUUAAAAACUCAAAGAUUCAGAUCAAAUGAUAAUUUUUGUACAAUCAGGUUAGAAAAACCCACAAUCUGCUGCUUCCCUCCCAGACUCUGUUAUUUUGUUUUGUGUUUUUCUUGCAGGAGUUGUCAAAGAUCGCCAUGCCUGUGAUAUUCAACGAACCCCUGAGUUUCCUCCAGAGGUUAACAGAAUACAUGGAGCACACCUACCUCAUCCACCAGGCCAAUGCUACAACAGAUUCUGUCGAAAGGAUGAAGGUACCUCUAUGACCAAGAUUACUUAAUCUAGUAGAAACAAACAUGCAUAUACUCCUCUGAAUUAGUAGCUUUUAAUUUGUUUAUCAUGAGUCAAUGCUGUGUAGUGUGUUGCAGCAUUUGCUGUGUCAGCUGUAGCGUCACAGUGGGAGAGGACUGGGAAACCCUUCAACCCACUACUGGGGGAGACGUAUGAGUUAAUCAGGUAAGACUUUAAACCUCAGUCAUAGAUUUAAUAGUGGAAAUAUGUUUCAUGAGUCAACCUACAUAGGAUUCCUACGCAUGUAUGGAAAGUAUGGAAAAAUAUUGAAAUAAAUUUGAUCAGUUUCCAGGUCUGAAAAAGUAUGGAAAAAUAUUUGUUUCCAGACCAUUACCACAGUUCUGAAAUAGUUUUCUAAAAUAGAAAAGUAGGUGUUUCCAGAAAUAAUUCUAAAAAGUAGCAUAUGGAAAAGUGUGGAAAUUCCAACUAGGAACCCUGUCAAACACAUCUACCAUUUAGUGGAGAUUUAUCCUUUUCUCUUUUUUCUUCUUUACUCUCCAUCAGAGACGAUUUGGGCUUUCGGUGGGUUUCAGAACAAGUGAGCCACCACCCUCCAGUCAGUGCCUUUCAAGCCGAGGGCCUCACGGAGGAUUUCUUCUUCCAUGGCUCCAUCUACCCCAAACUCAAGUUUUGGGGAAAGAGUAUAGAAGCUGAGCCCAAGGGUGUCAUCACGCUGGAGCUGCCUAAGUGAGUGCAGAGACUAAAAAUUCGCUCUGCAAGUCUACCUUGUCCUCUGGGCAGCCUCGUCUCAUGUUAGCUCUGUUUUUGCAGAUUUAAUGAAGCCUACACCUGGACCAACCCCACCUGUUGUGUGCACAAUAUCAUCGUGGGACAGCUUUGGAUUGAGCAGUAUGGCAGCGUGGAAGUGAUCAAUCACAAGUAAAAGAAGCUCCCCUCUCUUUAUGCUGUUUCUGUGUGUCUGUUUGUCUGCAAAAGCAAAGCCUUCCCGCUAAUUAGCAUGCACUGAGACUCGGAGGCACGAACAUCCUUCUUUUCCGCACUCUGUGCAGCAGAGCGCUGUUCUACUUUCAGAUUCAUCUUAUUGAUCAUGGAGCAGAACUGGGACUGAUGCCAUUAGAACAGAAAAGCAGGAUAAUUAAUGUUUGAAAGCCUUUAGCUGAGCAGAAGAAGAGUGAAAGAGAAUUGGUAAACGCUCUGUCAUUCUGUGGUAGGACUGGAGAGAGAUGCAGCCUGACUUUCAAACCCUGUGGCCUCUUUGGAAAAGAGCUUCAUAAAGUAGAGGGAUACAUCCUCGAUAAAAGGUACUCUUCCUUUAAUUAAAAGCAGCUUCAUUAUUCAUCCGAUUGUUUAAUAAGAGAAAAUGUGAUGGAUGUAAAUUUGCCGUUGCAGCAAAAAGAAGCUCUGUGCGAUAUAUGGCAAAUGGACUGAAUGUCUGUAUGCAGUAGACCCAGCUACCUUUGAGGCCCACAAAAAGACCGACAAGAAGAAUCCAGAUGACAAAAAGGGCAGUAAACAGGUAAUCAUUUUUGCUGCUUUGAAGUCACCUCUUUCUUUUUUUAAUGUUUGUUUCUGUGUGGCACAGAAAAAACAGAGUGUAUGUCUUUUUUUUCUUACGUCUCUUUGGGACCCAGAGCGGCGUGGAUGAAGAGCCAGAAGAGAUGCCUCCACCUGACGCUGAAACAGUCCAGGUCAUCCCAGGCAGCGAGCUCAUUUGGAAAAUAACGCCGCGACCUGACAACUCGGCAAAGGUAGGAAAUGACAUAAAUAGACGAGGAGCGAGAGAGCAAUUUUUGAAUUUAAAAAGACAACAUUUUGGGACAACAGCAGAGAGCGAGGUUUUGUUAUUCCUGUUGCAAUUUUAUUUCAUUUCUGGCAGUUUUAUGCAUUUUCCACAUUUGCAAUGCAUCUAAAUGAGCUGGAGAAAAGCAUGGAGGGGGUUAUUCCUCCAACAGACAGUCGCCUCAGACCUGACAUCCGUGCCAUGGAGAACGGGGAUAUAGGUACAUCUCCUCCUCUUAAUUCUGAUCCCUGUUCUCACCUUUUGUCAUAGCUCCGGUGAUGGUUUUAAAAGUUUUGUUUCUAUUUGUGUGUUCUUCACAGAUUUGGCGAGUGCAGAGAAGAAGAGACUCGAGGAAAAACAGAGGAUGGCUCGGAAAAAUCGCACCAAAUCAACAGAAGAAUGGAAAACAAGGUGAGUCACUGAGCAGCUCCAGACAACAUCAUCAUCAUCAUCCCUUUGCCGACUGCUUUUGCUGACUGCCUCCAUAUUGUCUUGUGUUAUUUGUCUGCGUCCAUUUUUAUUGAAACUGAGAAGGAAUGCUGCACUUGGCCCAAGGUUUGGUUCAAAGCUUUGCCUUCUUGCUGUUGUCUUUGGUGUGAAGUGCUUCAUUAAACUACACCACCCCCCUCAGGACAAAAUGUACCACUGCACCUUUUCUGUGUUGUUGAAUUUAUUACAUACUAAACACACUUAGACACUCUUACAGAUCCUAAUGAUUGAAAAUGGAUCUAUGAACUAGUCUUAUGCUUUUAGUCUGUUUUGACCUGUCUGUGUUUCUCUCUCUGUCGAGCACUUGUGCAGUAUUUGUAUGAAAUUAAUCCUCCCAUUGUUAAAACUCUGCAGGUGGUUCCAGCAAGGGCCCAACCCUCACAACAAAGCUCAGGACUGGCUCUACUUGAAAGGCUACUGGGACAGGAACUACACUCACAUGCCUGACAUCUACUAA